GUCCUCUCCCUUGGUCUCGGAUUGCCAACGUGGACAAUCGAGAGAGAGAGAGAGAGAGAGAGUUCACCGGAGCUAGUCAUGGCUCACACAACACAUCGCCCUAGAAGGAGGAGAAGAGACGACCAAAUCUCUGGCCCUCGAAGCAAUGUCUUAUUAAUCACAGAUCAAGACACAAAGCAGCAGAAGCCAGCUUUCCCCUUGGUGUCUUUCUUACUGCCUGCUAAGGGAACAGUAUCACAAUGGGCUGUUAUGCCGCUCAUCCUUAUGGCUGUCGGACUUUUCAGAUGGGCUACUGGCUUCUGGGGUUAUUCUGGUCUAGAGAAGCCUCCCAUGCACGGCGACUUCGAGGCACAGCGUCACUGGAUGGAGUUGACCACCAAUCUGCCCGUAUCACAUUGGUAUCUUCAUGACCUACAAUGGUGGGGCCUAGAUUACCCCCCAUUGACUGCCUACCACAGCUGGGUGCUUGGUAAAUUGGGCAACCUCGUCAAUUCAUCAUGGUUCGAGUUGAAGACUUCUCGGGGUCUCGAUGAUCCCGACUUGAAGGUCUUCAUGCGUGCUACAGUCAUCGUCUCAGAGUACCUUGUCCUGGUGCCAGCAGCAGUCAUCUUCAUCCGUCACAUGAGCAAGCUCUGUGGAAUCACAACAUGGGAGUCUUCGGUUGCGCUGACCGCGGUACUAAUGCAGCCGGCAACAAUGCUCAUUGAUCAUGGACACUUCCAGUACAACACAGUCAUGCUCGGAUUGAUGCUUGCGUCUAUGUCAAGUAUGCUUGCAGGCCGUCAUCUUUGGAGCUGUGUGUACUUUGUCGCUGCUCUUGGAUUUAAACAAAUGGCGCUCUUCUAUGCCCCAGCUGUUUUCGCCUACCUGUUGGGUAUCUGUUCCUUUCCUCGCAUCAAUAUUGGACGGCUAUUGAGCAUCGGCCUCGUUACCAUUGCCUCUUUUGCAGCUCUUUUCUUGCCAUUUAUCUUGGGUGUGGCUUACGAUUCUUGGAAAGGGGUGUUCUUACCCUUCGACGCAAAACCUCCUCCAUUGCUCCAGAAAUUCCCGGCCCAGAUUUCGACCAAGGCUUGGUACUACCCGCUCGUGUUCCAACUUGCACAGUCAAUCCAUCGCAUCUUCCCUUUCUCACGCGGCCUGUUCGAGGACAAGGUGGCGAAUGUCUGGUGUGCUAUCCAUGCGUCUGGCGUACAUAAGCUUCAUCAGUAUGACUCGAGUCUGCUUUCCCGGGCAGCACUUGGACUGACCAGUCUGUCAAUUCUUCCACCUUGCAUGGUCAUCUUCUUCAAGCCAAAGAAGGAACUUGUACCUUGGGCAUUGGCAACCACAGCUUGGGGCUUCUUCCUCUGUAGCUACCAAGUACACGAAAAGAAUGUGCUGUUACCCUUACUGCCAAUGACUAUGCUCAUGGCAGGACAUGGAGGACUAAGACCUGAUCUGAGGGCAUGGAUUGGAUUCGCCAACAUUCUGGCUUGCUGGACCAUGUUCCCUUUGCUCAAGAGGGACGAACUCAGGAUUCCAUAUUUUGUCUUGACUCUCCUCUGGGCAUACCUCAUGGGCCUUCCACCAACAUCACUUUCAGCUUACUUUGGUGAGCAAGGUGUCUGGUUGUCGCUACCUGUGAAGGCAGUGCACAUCCUCUUUUACAUGGCGAUGAUGGGCUGGCAUGUCGCAGAGGCAUUUGUGCAGGCGCCUUCCAACAUGCCCGACCUCUGGGUGGUUGGAAAUGUCUGUGUCGGCGCAUCAGGUUUCGGCCUGUGCUAUCUCUGGUGCUUGUACCAUCUUGUGGCUGAGAGUGGAUUGAUGCAGCUCGGCAAGCAGGCAGACGACAAGCAGAAGAGACUGUAAUGAGUCAAAUGGAAGAGUGAGAGAAGUGGUGGUAUUGUACACUAGUUAUACAUGGAUCUAAAAGUCUCGAGAUCUCCACCUGUUCCUGAUAACGCCGGUCGCAAUGCAGAUAAUGGUAGAAAGUUGGAAUGAGGUUUGAGGGAAGCGGUUGGUCGUUUAAGGGAGGUUGAAGCCGUAGCCUUGCAUGCAUGCUCUGUACUUUUGAACCAUGUUUUGGCAGUCGGCUUGGGGGUCGGCGGCGUUUGAGAAGAGCAUGCAUUCGUCACGAGCGGCUUUCUCAUCCUUGCAGACGCAGCAUGG
Messenger RNA from Aureobasidium subglaciale EXF-2481, 2148 nucleotides. Its product is annotated as glycosyltransferase family 57 protein. Gene Ontology annotation, molecular function: dolichyl pyrophosphate Man9GlcNAc2 alpha-1,3-glucosyltransferase activity. Lineage: Eukaryota; Fungi; Ascomycota; Dothideomycetes; Dothideales; Saccotheciaceae. Bases 79 to 1848 code for a protein of 589 amino acids. The record is from RefSeq and is a predicted model, not a curated record. Gene Ontology annotation, cellular component: endoplasmic reticulum membrane. Gene Ontology annotation, biological process: protein N-linked glycosylation. The transcript is spliced from 3 exons.